Messenger RNA from Phytophthora nicotianae INRA-310, 117 nucleotides. RefSeq lists its product as hypothetical. The record is from RefSeq and is a predicted model, not a curated record. The transcript has a single exon. The coding region runs from base 1 to 117 and encodes 38 amino acids. Lineage: Eukaryota; Oomycota; Peronosporomycetes; Peronosporales; Peronosporaceae.
AUGAAGCCCACAGUGACACUAGCGCUGGAUGUGGAGACGCUAGUUGAACGCCUCUCCGAUCGGAUCGAAGAACGUGCUUCCAUCAUUACCGCGCUCUACCGGAAUAUCCAAAUUUGA